Lineus longissimus is the source of this 4372-nucleotide messenger RNA. Its product is annotated as fibropellin-1-like. Gene Ontology annotation, molecular function: Notch binding; calcium ion binding. Bases 80 to 3310 code for a protein of 1076 amino acids. The transcript has 14 exons. NCBI's taxonomy places the organism in Eukaryota, Metazoa, Nemertea, Pilidiophora, Heteronemertea, Lineidae. The record is from RefSeq and is a predicted model, not a curated record.
CGCUGGAGGUCCAUGUCGUCAUUCAGGAACUUGUCUUGAUCAGGUAGCCGGUUAUAGGUGUCUCUGCCCUACUGGAUUUAUGGGCAAGAACUGUGAGGUAGACGUGAAUGAGUGCCGCAUACGACCGUGUCAAAAUGGCGCCUCGUGUGUGGACGAAGCAGGAGGUUAUAGUUGCAGAUGUAAACCAGGCUUCAGUGGCAAGAACUGUGAAUACAACGACAACGAGUGCGCAAGCUCCCCAUGCCAAAAUGGCGGAUCUUGUGUCGAUGACGUCAAUGGAUACCACUGUACAUGCGUUGAAGGAUUCACUGGCAAUCUUUGCCAUACAGAUAUUGAUGAAUGUUUUGGAAAUCUUUGUCUGAACAGUGGCACCUGCAUUGACAAAAUCAAUGAUUUCGAAUGCACAUGUCCAUCAGGUUAUUUUGGACGAACGUGUUCGAAUAACACAGAUGAAUGCGUGCCAAAUCCGUGCCAGAACGGAGCGCCGUGUAUAGAUCAUCUGAACGACUACACGUGUCAGUGUCUGGCGGGUUACCAGGGAAAGAAUUGUGAGAGGAACGUGCAAGAAUGUCUCAGCAAUCCUUGCCAGAACGGAGCAAGCUGCGUGGACCUUGUCAAUGCAUUUCGAUGCACAUGUUUAGCAGGUUUUACGGGGAACCUUUGCGAAAAUGAGAUAGAUGAAUGCCUUAGCACACCAUGUCUCAAUGGCGGAUCAUGUUCAGACAUUCUAGCCGGAUAUACCUGCGUAUGCGUAGAUGGUUAUGCCGGGAGGCAGUGCGAGUUGGACGUGGAUGAAUGUCAGAACUCUCCUUGUCGAAAUGGCGGAAGCUGCACAGACAUAUUGAAUGGCUAUACCUGCGCAUGUUUACCAGGCUUUGUCGGCAAGGAAUGUCAGACCAAUGUGAACGAAUGCACCAGCAACCCCUGCCAGAAUGGAGGACGGUGCAUCGACUUCGUCAACAAGUUUGAGUGCGUUUGCCCACCAGGGUAUGAUGGGACACGUUGUCAAACUGAUGUGGAUGAAUGCAGCACAGACCCUUGCAAGAAUGGCGCAACCUGUCUUGACUUGGUCAACGACUUCUCCUGCUUAUGUCAUGUUGGAUACGAAGGGAAAGAUUGCUCCGUUGAGAUUGACGAGUGCUUAUCUUCCCCGUGCAAAAAUGGUGCAACUUGUGCUGACCGGGUUGGUGGGUUUGUCUGUGCGUGUCUUCUUGGGUUCAACAGCUCAGACUGCUCUGCCAACAUUGACGACUGCGCUGGGACUCCUUGCAAGAACUCCGGGACGUGCAUUGAUAAAGUUAAUGGGUACGAAUGCUUCUGUCACAAUGGCUACGAAGGGCCAAACUGCGAGAUUGACACAGACGAUUGCCUUGGCGUCAUCUGCCAAAAUGGUGGGAGCUGCGUGGAUCAUGUUGGAUACCAUACGUGCCACUGUCCAGCAGGUUUCCUAGGAUCAGACUGUGGUGCCGACAUCAAUGAAUGUGAAUCAUAUCCUUGUAAAAAUGGCGGAGUUUGUACCGAUGAUGUCAAUUCCUUCCAAUGCGCAUGCGUUGCAGGAUGGGCAGGAAGUACCUGCGAGGUUGACAUUGAUGAGUGCGCAAGUCAGCCUUGUAGAAAUAAUGGUACAUGUGUGGAUGAAAAGUCUUCCUUCAGGUGUUUCUGCGACCAAGGCUUCAUCGGGAAGAGAUGUGAAACAAAUGUUAACGACUGCAGGCAUCAACCAUGUUUAAAUGGCGGGCAGUGUUUGGACAUGGUGGCCGACUUCCACUGCACGUGCGCGGCUGGUUAUGGCGGAAAGACAUGCGCAGUUGACAUUGACGACUGCACUAAUCACAACUGCAAGUACGGGAAGUGCGUUGAUGCAGUGAAUGGCUACAGCUGUGACUGUCAGAAUGGAUAUAAAGGUACCUACUGCAACGAACUAACUGAUUACUGUUCGCCGAAUCCUUGUCGCUACGACUCCGUUUGUAAUGGACAGAUCGGUGGAUAUAUGUGCAACUGCACCAAAGGUUACACCGGUUCGAACUGUGAGACUGAGAUCCGCGAGUGCCAGUCGCAGCCCUGCCAGAAUGAAGGCACCUGCGUUGACCUGGUCGGUGGAUACACCUGCAGUUGCUCAGAUCUCUACUCGGGACACAACUGCCAGGACGAAGUGGAUAGAGAAGGAGGUUGUGUCGAUGAUAACAGGAAAUUGCGUCAAGAUGGAGACUCGUGGAAAGUAGAAUGCAACGCGUGUUUCUGUUCUCAGGGCAUCAUAUCGUGUUCAAAGAUAAAUUGCCAUCCACUGAAGAAGUGCUGCCCAACUGGCAUCUUCUGCAGUCCAGGAAUCGCUAGAAAAUGUACGGAUGGUGCACCCUGCCAAAGUGAGGCCUGCCUGGUCAAGCCAUGCGGGAGUCUUGGGUACUGUCCGAAUCAGGACAGUGGCUGUCAUAAUGGAGUCAAAGAGACCAAGGAUUGCGCUCAUUUGGAGUUGGCCAUCGGACGCAGUAGUUUGAUAAAGGGCAGUUCUGUUGAAGGUGUUUGUGCGGAGAUCAGGCAACUCCCCGCGCUUUGGGACUAUGCCAUGAACAACAAUUUGACAGUCACCUGCAAGAUGGCCGACCAUACGUCAGGAGAAGAAAGUCUUUUGUACAUCACGAUUGGUAGUUCUGAAGGUUCCGGUAUGGCUCGACAGGCUAAAGAGGAACUAAUUAUAUACCUUGGUAAACACAAGAAGAUCAGUGCCAUUGGGGCCAGGCCAAUCGUUGCUGCAUCUCAGGACACCAAGAUAGAUCCAGUCGUCCCUAGUGUGGGAGGGGCCCUUGCCGCCCUGCUGAUCAUUGCCGUAGUGAUAGUGGCCAUCCUCUACGUGAGGUACACCAGGAAGCGCCCUGAUGGAUUCUCGUGGCAGGAACUUGAACGCAAUUCAUUUUACGAUGAGUCCAAGAGAGGCAGUGACACUACGUCGCUUUGCCACACUGGUUCGAUUAGAGGUGCAAGAUCAAAUCCACUUUUCGAGUCACCAGAGGAUGUAACAGAGGAGCAGUAUAUGCACGCUGAUGAUCAGGUAUUCCCGGCCGAAACCACUCAGAAUGUCAACACGAACUUCCAGAACCCGCUGUAUAACUUCAUGCAGAGUAAGGAACUAAAGCCCAAUGACUACUGGGAGGGCAUGUUCAGGCCGGGGCAGGAGGAGACACCCGUGGAGGUGGCAGAGGUAGCCCCAGUUGCCCGGCAGGUUAACUCAACCGUUUUUAACAACAUGGACAAUGAUCUUACGAAAGAACUCGAUAUGCUGAAUGAGAUGGAGGACGAGAUGAACUCUUGUUAGUUUCACGGUUUCAAUCCUGUGGCCCUCUCCAACUUCCGAUAACGAUCAGUAGUGGCAAACAAUCGUAAAUUCGCAACAAUUUUGACCUUUCUUGCUCCGCACCCCUCCUUUCGCUCUCCUGUAGGAGGACCUGGACCCGAACUGUGCCUUGCCUUCCUCCUUCGUUGCACCAUAGAUUUCAUAUCUUGUCGAAAUUUCUUACAGCCAAGAAAAUACAUAUAGAAAUUAACACUAUGAUUCAGCAUCCUUGGUACGGACACUAACGUCAGAAACUGAGACUCGGUACUUAAACACCCAGAGUAUUUUGGAAGAAGUGAUUCCGAAUACGUAGCCAUAAUCUUACUAAGUUAAUAUUAUGAUCAUCAUCUCAUCGUCAAGAUCCUUUUUAAUCUUAGCUGUAUUCUCAUAAUCUAGUACACUCGUCUUUGGUGGCAAAAUGAAUGGCAUUACUAUUAUCACUCGCUGGUAUUAUCUCCAUGCUUUUAGGUCUGAUUCCUUGAUCAUUUUCUGUGUUCGAAACAAUUGUAGCGACCGUGUUUCGGCUACCAGCGUCAACUCCUUGUAGUAGGGCACAAGACUUCUUCUUCGCUGCUGCGAUACUGCCACGGGACGUCCACACAUCGGAACUAUGGUCUCUUUGGUUGCUCUCCCAAGCAGUCCUACCAUUUUUAAAGAUAGUUUUUAAAUCCUGUCGAAAUUUUUUACACCCAAGAAAAUAUAGAUAAAAGUUUACACCUGAAUUUAACAUCCGCGGUAUUCUGAUGAAUUCGUAUACGAAUUUCCUAAUCGUUGCAACCUUUCCGACAACUUCGAUCGCCUUGAACACAUCCCAGAAGAAAUAAUCAACAACAACGGGAACAAGUAGAAUCAAAAAUGUCCAACUUACUAGUAACAGCAUUGCUGUAAUGUUCCGUUCGGUGUUUCUCUCCCCUUUACUUGUUGCAAGGACCAUGGAAUCACGCCUUUUCUUGUUUCUCUUGACGAUUAUGACAAUACCCAUGUUUGAGAUGAAUAAAAUUAUCACAGGCACCGUGUGGCACACACCGUAGUAGAGUAUGUUGU